GUUGCAGCAUAAUGUUCUUUAAAUAGGUGUUGUACUUGUGUGCUGUUUUUACCGGAACUCCUCGCUGUCGUCGCGUACAACUUCAUCUCUGAAGCUUGUUGUACACAGACAGAUGUAGGUGGAGCAAACCAGGCGACAGAACAGCACUGUCAAGAAGUUUUUUUGAGUCCUCAGUGCCGUGUUUGCAACGUCUUUUAGCUGAAAAAAUAAACAACGGAUAAAGAGUCGUGUCGUCGGACUCAGACACAGCCAUGGACGGUGUGUAUGGAUGGGGUCUGGCCUCACUCACCCCAGUCCAAACAGCGAACCCCUUCAUAGAGAUCAUUGAGCAGCCAAAACAGAGGGGGAUGAGGUUUAGAUAUAAAUGUGAGGGACGUUCAGCCGGCAGCAUACCCGGAGAAAAAAGCAACGACACCACCAAGACCCACCCAGCCAUUAAGGUGCACAACUACAGUGGCCCCCUGCGUAUUCGUAUCUCCUUGGUGACGAAGAAUUCACCGCACAAGCCUCAUCCCCACGAACUGGUUGGGAAAGACUGCAAACACGGUUACUACGAGGCCGACCUGCAGGAGAGACGAAUACACAGUUUUCAGAAUCUGGGCAUACAAUGUGUGAAGAAGAAGGAUGUGAAUGAAGCCAUCACAUGUAGGCUGCAGACCAAUAAUAACCCCUUCAACAUUCCCGAGGCGAAGGUGUGGGAGGAGGAGUUUGACCUGAAUUCAGUGCGACUUUGCUUCCAGGCCUCCAUUACUCUGCCUACAGGGGAGCUGUUUCCUCUUGAUCCCGCGGUAUCACAGCCCAUCUAUGACAACAGGGCCCCAAACACAGCUGAGCUGAAGAUCUGCCGAGUCAACCGCAACUCUGGUAGCUGCAAAGGAGGGGAUGAAAUCUUUCUGCUCUGCGACAAAGUGCAAAAAGAGGACAUCGAGGUGCGUUUCUUUCAGGACUCUUGGGAGGGAAAGGGCACUUUCUCCCAAGCUGAUGUCCACAGGCAGGUGGCCAUUGUGUUCCGCACACCGCCUUACCGCGACACUAACCUCACUGAGCCCAUUAGAGUCAAGAUGCAGCUCCGCCGGCCCUCUGACCGCGAGGUCAGCGAGCCAAUGGACUUCCAGUACCUGCCCGCUGACCCAGAUGAAUACAGGCUGAGUGAGAAGAGAAAACGUACAGGGGACAUAUUCCAGGGCCUGAAGCUGGGGCCCGGGCUGGCGAGUGUGUCCAUUCCCGCAGAUAGAAGGCACAUAAGCCCGGCAAGGAGAACAGUCAAGCCUGUACCAAUGACUGCACAAGCUGCAGUGGUGCCCCCUGGUGCCAGUGGAGCGAAACCCCAGCCCGCCUUCUCUUACAUCCAGCCAGGCCAGCUCUUCUCAGUCCAGCCUAAGGUAGAGGCCUCCCCCUCCAUCUCCACUACAACCACAAAUCAAACAUGGAAGAUCAUGGAGAGUCUGAACCUAGGCCCACAGCCCAAAGCCACUGCAGUGCCCAGCUUCACAAUGAGUCAGGCACCAGCCUCCUCCUCUACCACCACCUCCACCGCCAACCAGGACUACUCAACCGUCAACCUGUCAGACCUUCAUGAAUUCUUCCCCAACAUUUCCUCAGCCAUGUCCCAGGAGUCAGCAGCUUCACAGGGAAGCACGGCCUCCGCCCAAGCCAACAGCUCCUUCACCCUCCAGGGCUCUCAGUUCCGGGUGGACGCGCCACUGGCAGAGGAGGAUAUCCCAGAGUUCCCUAGCUUUCCUGAAACCCAGGCUCAAGGUACCCUGGACAGCCUAAACAUGGAUGACUUUGUGGACCUUCUGAACCCCCGCCUCAUGAGCGAGAGUGGAAACGGCGCCUCGAUGUUGGCCCAAGCUUCAUGCCAACAAGCUGCCCCUGCCAGCUCCUCAACCGCCGCCCAGAACACUUCUGACCCUGCCAGCAACCCAGGAAGCACUUGGAUGAAUUAUCCCAACAGCAUCGUCAACUUGCUCCAGAAUGAGGGAAUGAUUGACGUUGCAUCCAACAACAACAACCACCGGCCUGUCAUGCUGGAUGAAUUUGAUGAGUUAAUGUCAGCUGACGAGGAUCGUCUUAUUUCCAUUUUUAACAGUGGAAGCCAAGCUGGUUUCGUGUCAGGACACCCGACUUAAAGGUUGUCCCUGUGAUUUUUUUUUUUUUUUUUUUUUUUUUUU
Thunnus maccoyii (southern bluefin tuna) is the source of this 2174-nucleotide messenger RNA. RefSeq names its product v-rel avian reticuloendotheliosis viral oncogene homolog A (gene rela). Gene Ontology annotation, cellular component: cytoplasm. Lineage: Eukaryota; Metazoa; Chordata; Actinopteri; Scombriformes; Scombridae. The transcript has 11 exons. Gene Ontology annotation, biological process: innate immune response; cellular response to stress; response to cytokine. Gene Ontology annotation, molecular function: DNA-binding transcription factor activity, RNA polymerase II-specific; RNA polymerase II cis-regulatory region sequence-specific DNA binding. Bases 252 to 2132 code for a protein of 626 amino acids. The record is from RefSeq and is a predicted model, not a curated record.